Molecule: messenger RNA, 2779 nt
Organism: Phoenix dactylifera (date palm)
Lineage: Eukaryota; Viridiplantae; Streptophyta; Magnoliopsida; Arecales; Arecaceae
Product: Tetratricopeptide repeat (TPR)-like superfamily protein
Biological process (GO): RNA modification
Molecular function (GO): protein binding; zinc ion binding; RNA binding
Source: RefSeq, a predicted model, not a curated record
AUUAAAAUUUUUCUUUCUUUUUCUUUUCUCCCCAAAACUUCCAAACGGAGGCUAAAUGUUAACAGGAUUUGCCAACCGCUCCAUCACUUUCUGCGGAUAAUCAGAGCGAAGACACAUCUGGCAUCUCUGACCAUUGGAAAAUCCAUAUGGAAAAUUUGCAUCGUGCCAAGUUGAAGUGCCUAAAUUUAGCGGAGCAUAAGAUGGUCUCCAAGAAUCGAGUAACUGCUACUUAGUUCAUUAGAGGAUGCACAUGCUCCAAAUCACAUGCUGUGGCCAUGUUCAAUGCAUAUCAGAGACAGAAGAAACUAAACCCGAACGGCAGAACCCCCAAAUUCUAGAGCUCAUCUGACUACCGUGGCAACCAGGAGCAGUCCCCGCUAGAUCCGGGAAUCCACCUGCUGCUUGUCGGACCGUCGUCGGCUUCUUCCCAGUCACCGGCCGCUUCGACGGGCUGAUCUCACCUUGCUGGCCGCAGUCGAGGUGAGCGGCCGUGGCGAGUCGGGGAAGCCGUGAGCGGCGACGGGAACAUGGUAAGCGAUGGAGGGAGGGCUCUCCAGUGAGGGCCCUCGAUGAGGAAGGGGCAUGGCCCUUGCUUUGGUGCCACCACCCCACGCCAUGAAGAAACUCCCGUCUUCUCCGUUUCCCGACUACACUCCUUUCCUCAUUCGCCGCCUCCGAGCCUCGCUCGACCUUGCCUUCGUCGCGUCCACCCAUUCCAAGCUCCUCAAGUCAGGCGGCUCCUCCGCCACCUCCCCCGGCAACCACCUCAUCAACGCCUACCUCCGCUGCGAGGCCCUCGCCGACGCGCAGAAGGUGUUCGACGAAAUGCCUGAGACGAACGUUGUAACCUGGACGUCGCUCAUGACCGGCUACGUCAACGCCGGCAGGUCCGACCGCGCCGUCUCUCUCUUCCAUUCAAUGGGCAACCACCAAGUCCUUCCAAAUUCUUUCACCCUCGCUACGGCCAUCGACGCGUGCUCCCGCCUUGCCGACCUUAAAUCAGGCCGACAAGUCCAUGCUCGAGUCGCGACUUCCGGCCUGCAGUCCGAUCUCGUAGUCUCGACUGCUCUCAUCAACAUGUAUGGAAAAUCCAACAGCGUCACCGAUGCCCGUAAAGUCUUCGAUGGCAUGAUCGAUAAGAAUGUCAUUUCUUGGGGCUCGAUGAUCUCAGCUUACACUCAGAAUGCUUGUGGCCACGAGGCAAUUGCUCUGUUCACUGAAUUCCUCUGGGAAGUCUCAUCAUCGUCGAAAUUAGCUCCCAACCACUUCAUGUUCUCGAGCGUCAUCAACGCUUGCGCUAGCGUGGGCAGGCUCGGCAUGGGAAGAUCGACGCAUGCAGCUGUGAUCCGACAUUGCUACGACGGAAAUGAUGUGAUCGCAGGUGCGCUGAUCGACAUGUAUGGGAAGUGUGGAUGCAUCGAUUCGUCGAGAAAAGUGUUCGAUGGUAUUGCACGUCCCUCAUUGGUUCCAUACACCUCCAUGAUCGUGACUGCAGCAAAGUACGGGCUUGGGAAGUGCUCGCUAGACUUGUUCGAGGAGAUGGUCCGACAAGGGGUGAUGCCGAAUAGCAUCACUCUCCUCGGCGUCCUCCAUGCUUGCAGCCACUCCGGUCUCGCAGACACGGGACUUCGGUACCUAAAUUCGAUGAGCAGUAGCUACAACAUAGCACCAAGCGUGAAGCACUAUACCUGCGCCGUCGACAUGCUCGGCCGUGCAGGCCGUCUCGACGAGGCCUACGAGCUGUUGAAGGAAGUGCGAGCGGAGGGUGAUGAGGCGUUGAUGCUGUGGAGCGCAUUGCUCUCGGCGAGCAGGACGCAUGGGAGGUUGGGCCUCGCGGUUGAGGCCAGCGAGAGGCUGGCGGGGUUCGACCGGGACGUCGCAGGCGCCUACGUUGCCAUGUCAAAUGCUUAUGUUUCAGUUGGGCAGUGGGAGAGUGCGGAGAAGGUUUGGAAGGAGAUGAGGCGGCGAGGGAUUCGCAAGGAACCCGGGUGCAGUUGGGUGGAGAUAAAGGACGCUGCUUUUGUGUUCUACGCCGGGAAGGCCUCGGCAGCAGGCGAGAGGGAAUGGGAGGUGGUGGAAAUAUUGAGGGAGUUGGAGGAGAGGAUGAGAGAGAGGGGGUAUGAUGGUGGGGGUAAUGGAUGGGUGUCUGAUGAAAUGGUGGAAGGGGAGGGAAAGAGAUUGAUGGUCGGAGUGCACAGUGAAAUGCUUGCUCUGGGGUUUGGGCUGAUAGCUUCUCCCCCAGGAGUGAUCAUCAUGAUGAAGAACCUGAGGAUGUGUGGGGACUGUCACGAGGCAUUCAAGCUGAUCAGCGAUAUUGUGGGGAGGGAGUUUGUGGUGAGGGACUUGAAUAGGUUUCACCACUUUAGGCAUGGCUUUUGCACUUGCGGGGAUUACUGGUGAUUGCAAUUCGACUACAACCAAAGUCGAACUUGGAGUAGUGAGAGCCAGCAGAGUGGCUACUGUCAUUAGAUGGAUCCAGCAGAGUGUGGAAGGAGUGGGUGAUUACUAUAUGCUCCUCAGGGAUAUUCGAAAGAUGGUGACGGUGGAUGGCCUUGCAGGCCAAUUAUGUGUAUCGAAAGGCCAAUGGGGUAGCAGAUUGGGUAGUUUUUUAUAUGACUAACCAUUCUAAAAAAACACUAUGGCUAGAGGAGAACGGGCUAUCCAGUGCGUUCCGGAACUUGUUAUCUUUUGAUUUUUUUUGGAUAUAUUCGCACUCGCUAUGUAUGAUACAUUUGGUUCAGCAAAAAAAAAUAGAGUUUUGAAAGUUUUCAGCACCAAA